Molecule: messenger RNA, 1494 nt
Organism: Momordica charantia (bitter melon)
Lineage: Eukaryota; Viridiplantae; Streptophyta; Magnoliopsida; Cucurbitales; Cucurbitaceae
Product: two-component response regulator ARR14-like
Biological process (GO): cytokinin-activated signaling pathway; phosphorelay signal transduction system
Molecular function (GO): DNA binding
Source: RefSeq, a predicted model, not a curated record
AUGGAGGAAGGAAGGGUGAUGGAUGUUGAUGUUCAUAUAUUGUUGGUGGAUGAUGAUGCCACCUCUCUUGCUGUCGUCUCUGCCAUGCUCAGACUUUGCAGAUAUGAAGUUGUGACUAUGAGAAACCCAAUUGAAGCACUUCAUACACUUAGGGCAAGAAAAGGGUUUUUUGACCUUGUUGUCACUGAUCUCCACAUGCCUCAAAUUAAUGGUCUGCAAUUACAAAAGCAAGUAAUGCAAGAAUUCAAGCUACCUGUUAUUAUGAUGUCAGCUGAUGAAAAGCCCAGUGUCAUAUUGAAGAGUUUAGAGGAAGGAGUUGCAUUUUACAUGGUGAAACCAAUAAGCCUAGAUGAUGUCAAACAUGUAUGGCAGUAUGCUAUUACAGCCAAAGAGGUUACACCCAAUGAAGCGAAAACGGUUGCCGGACGAGGAUUGUCCAUUGAAAAAUCGUCUCUAGAAGAGACGAGCUCUAUAGUACCUUGUCCGAAAGAGAAGAAAGGUGCAAAAUCAAAGAACAAGAAGGCAAAGGAAAAUAGGGUUACCAAAAAGUCAAUUGCCAUAAAAAAGGCAAAAGUGAUUUGGACAAAUUCUCUUCACAAUCGAUUUCUACAGGCCAUUAGACUAAUAGGUCUUGACAAGGCAGUUCCGAAGAAGAUCCUUGAGUUCAUGAACGUGCCUGGCUUGACUAGAGAAAAUGUUGCCAGCCAUUUACAGAAGUACAGAAUUUUCUUGAAACGAGUCGCUGAAAAGGGAGCUGAUCGUUCAAUGAAGGAACAUAAUUCGGACUACAGAUUAUUAAGAUCAAGCUUUGCUUCUGCUCACUUUCAACCCCAAUUAUACAGACCAAAAUUCCAAGAAAUUUACCAAAUGAAUCACUCUCCUAUCUUGGAAGCCAAUAAUCUCCGUUUGCCCUAUUUGGGGAAUCAACACUAUUCAAGUGAUCUAUCGACGAACAACGAAAAACACAACUUUUUUUUCAACGGGCUUGUCUCGAGCUUGACAAAAAUCGACCAAAAUUUCGUGUCCUUAGGAAAUGAAAAGCCUAAAUUUUCUAGCAACGAAACAAGAAUGAGUUCAAGUCAAAGUGAGAUAUUUCGUAACAUCCAUGAUGUCAACCAUAAUAGUGGAGGGUCAAGGUCAUUUUCUGGGAAUUUUGAAGGCACAAACCAACUUUUGGAAAUGAUUUGUAAUAACACAAAUGUGAAGGAGAAUGAGAAUGGUUGUGUUUUGGUGGCAUCAGAAGAAGAAGUGAAUGUUAGUGGUUGGAAAUUUGCAGCUAAUGAGACCAUUUCCUUUGGAGAUUUUGGUGUAGAUCUCCAAGAUUGCUUUGAUGUUCUCAGUGAGAUCUUCAUGGACAAGAACGGUGAUCAACCUUCUUUACGGGAGCAGGAAAUGAGAAAUAUGGAUCUCUCCGACAUUUGGAAUGAGUUUGAAAUGGAUAAUAAUACUUCACCAAAGAAAGAUCUCCUCUCUACUCGCACUCAUGAGGCAUAA